CUUCGGUAAUGAAUGAACAACGGAGGUUAAUGAAUUCAGCUGUGACUGACGUCUCCAGAUGUCCAAAAGCAGGACCGUCCUCUGUUUUUAAUUUACUGACUCGUCCUCUCAUCUUCUGGAACAUCUCCUCUGUCCUCUGCUGUCGUCCACGCCAGGACAUGACAAAGUUAAACAAAGUGAGACAUGGACAAAAGUAGCUAACACUGCUCAGAGUUGCAGGGACGGCGGAGACGGACGAGUCAUGGCUGAGUCUAAACGCCUGAGAGACAUGAGGGACGAGAAGCAGUGACUGGUGUGGACAACCCUCUGUCUCCUGUAGGAGGAUCGAGAGGAGGAGGAGGACGAUGGCAGAGCCCCUGCUGAAGAGAACUUUCUCCAGACUCCGCUCCCGCAGGAAGACGGAUCCCAAAGUUAACGAUGUUCCGGUCCAGACUUCCUCCCCACCAUCAUCACCGGUGGUGCCUGACCCUCCCUCACCCCUUCGUAACCACAUUACAGUGGCUAAAAAACAGCAGUGGGCGAAACAAGGUGCUGGAGCUCCGCCCACUUACCUGUGCAUAGGCUCCUCCCACAAACCCCACAGUAAGGAAGGUCCAGCAGUGACAGCCCACGAUAUACAUGGAAAUACCCGGAGGCAGAGUCCUCAACAGGAUCAGGUCGACUCCUGCAGUGAUCGGACCGUCACGUGUUUAUCGUGGGACCGAAACAGCCCUCCCUGUGUUGUGGCCGCUUCUACCGCAGUUUAGCAGGAUGCCCCUUCACCAGCAGGAGGCUCCACUGACAUCAGUGCCUCAACCACCGGAAAACGAUCAGGGCAGCGUUCGUACCUCCAGAGUCUGGAGCGCAGCAGCAGAGCCUGGGUGCUGUCCUCGGGAAAGACCCAGGGCUCAGAGGACCAGGGAGGUGGAGGACGAGGUAUGGAGGAGAAGGGAAGACCCAGAGGACAGAACCUCCACCACAGAGGGACCAGGAGACACUAGAGCAGAACUCAGAGGACCCUGGGUUAGGUCAGCAGAGGUACGAGGCACCGUCGGUCCACCAGAGGGAGCUAAUCCCAGCAUCAGGCACCAAGUCGAUGACAUCACAACUGAAAGUACAGAGCCCACGUCACUGGACUCCAGCCCCAACACUCAAAAGAAAGUGGGCGUGUCUGGCAGCGUCAUGGAGCGCCUGCGGUCUCCUGGCACCGUCAGAAAACUGUCAAUGAAGAUGAAAAAACUCCCUGAGCUGCGACGCAAACUCAGCCUUCGUUCAUCCCGGUCUCAGCGACAAGGAGGUGACAACAGAGGAGGUGCAGAUGAAUGGGUCACCAAGACUGUGACAUCAUCAUCGGCAUCCAACCAGAACGUCAUCAGCAGGUACCACCUGGACAGCUCGGCCCCUCCUGCACGACCUCUGCGACGAUCCUCCAGGGGACGCUCUGCAGGAAGAGGAGGUCACCUGAGCGAUGGAGACUCUCCUGAACUUCUGCCACGGCAACAAGCUCCGCCCUCUCCUCCUCAACCAAUGAGCUCCCAGGAACUGAGCUGCGACAUGUCGUCGUUCAGGUUGUAUCUGGGUUCUGAACCACAGCGCAGCAGCCAGAGGGUCAGUGGGUUGCUGACCGUCCACCUGCUGGGCCUGGAGGAGAUGAAGAGCUGCAGGUCCGACGACAGUAAGGACAUUUUCCUGGCCAUACAGGUGGACGGAGUGACCAGAGCGAGGACGGCCCUCCUCAACCUGAGAAGCUCCGCCCUCUCAUUAAACCACACCUUCCACCUGGAACUGGAGCGAGCGAGGAAGCUCCGGGUCGUGGUGCUCACACCAGCCAAUCCACACGGUGUGGGCAGGUCCAGAGCAACAGGGCAGAGUGACAGGUCAGAUGGGCAAACCAGGAACAGAGUCUGCUGUCUGGGCGGAGUCUCAAUCCCACCACUUUUUAAAGGGAGUCGGAGUCAGCAGCUGUGUGUGAAGCUGGAGCCUCGGGGUCUUCUGUAUGUCAAACUCUCACUGCAGGAAAAGUGGGACACUCAGACCAACAGUGACUCCUCAGUUCCUGCCAAUGUGUUUGGGGUGGAGCUUCACCACCUGGUGGAGAAGGAGGGUUCUGCAGUCCCAAUUCCUCUGCUCAUCCAGAAAGCUGUGGCGGAGAUCGAACAACGUGGACUCAAGGUGGUGGGCCUUUACCGUCUCUGUGGUUCGGCUGCAGUGAAGAAAGAACUCAGGGACUGGUUCGAAAGGAACAGUUCUGCAGUUUGUCUGAGUGAAGACCUUUACCCCGACAUCAACGUCAUCACAGGUAUUCUCAAGGACUAUCUUCGAGAACUUCCGUCUCCUCUCAUCACCACCAACCUUUACCAGGUGGUCAGAGAUGCCAUGACCCUACAUCCUCUGACCUCUGACCCACAGAGGACGGUGGAGCUGCUCUCCUGUCUGCCCCCACCUGAGAGGGCCACACUGUCACUCCUGCUGGACCACCUCAGUCUGGUGGCUUCGUUCAGCUCCUUCAACAGAAUGACUCAGCAGAAUCUGGCCGUCUGCUUUGGACCUGUGCUGCUCACGCCCACGCAGGAGGCGUGGCAGCGUGGUAUGGGCGGGGUCAGGGGAGGAAGAGGAGGGUUUAAAGGCCUCGCUCAUAACCAGGAGAUGGCGAGUGCAGUGGAUUUUAAACGACACAUCGAGGCGCUGCACUACCUGCUGCAGCAGUGGCCCGUGCCAAAACGUCAGUUCUCAGAAGACGACCAGGCCUCUCCUCCCCCCUCUCCGUUAAUUACCCACGAUCCCCUGCUGCGCUCACAGCUUCCCACCCUUCGUCUGUCCAUGCCGCAGGCUGAGGAGACGGUGGUGUCGCGGCGAGGGAGGAGUGGGCUCGGCCGACUGGACAGUCCACCGCCAAUCAACCGGUAUGCAGGAGACUGGAGUGUGUGUGGUCGAGACAUCCUGUCUGGACAGGAAGCGGACUACGACGAGGUGGCGGGAAGUGAGAGUGACGAAGACAGCGAGGAGGAGGAGGAGGAGGAACCAAAGAAGGAGCUGUGGCCACCAGGUGGAGGCACAGCCCUGUACGUGGAGGACUUCCUGGACUUUGACGCUCCGUUUAACUGUCGACUGAGCCUGAAGGACUUUGACAAUCUCAUCCACGACCUGGAUCGAGAGCUGGCCAAACACAUCAACAUCUGUCUGUAGGACACCUCUGCUCUGCACUCACUUCACUCCCUGGUCUUUAUGAAAAACACAAACUCUUUGUAGGUAAUCCAUGUCCAGACUAAAGGAGCCACAAGACCACAACACAAGCACUUCCUGUUACAGGGUGUGUAACGCUGUGACCGCGCCCUCUCCUUGUGUGGCUGUAGUUCUUGCUGUUGUUGUUGUUGUUGUUUGUUGUUGGUAUCAGGGUCAUGUCGUAUGAGACUCGAUUGCACUGUUGAAGCCAUAGUUUCAGUUGUUGAAGCACCGACUUGUCAGAACCACAGGUUAUUGACGGUCCUUCAUUUCCCUCUAGUUGUCCUGCAGGUAACUGCGACUUUUGUACAACUGUUGCUUGUCCCAGCAGGUUCCUGAAGGUACUGCAGAUCUCUGCUGUUCCCGCAUGCUUUUUAUUGGCCCAUACCGUCUCUGCUUGUUUUAGAACACCUGUAACUCCUGCAGGCCUCUAAGGGUCCAGCAGGUGUCACUCAACCCAUGAAACACCCUUUACUGUUCUUUUUCUCAUAUUAGUGCCCCCUACUGGUCCUGAAGGUCUGCUGGUCUUGAACAAACUCCGUUGGUCCUGCAGGUCUCUUCGUAGGUCUUUUUUCGACUCAGCAGGGCUUCAGUAUAUUUAGCGGUACAGUUGUUGUUGACAGUAUUAUUUCUUUUGCACAAACAUAAACAAGCACUUAUGUAAUUUUUAUUGACGAUGUUGUGAUGAUGUCACUGAAGUGACCAAGCACAAACAGCAGUUUGUUUUAUUUACCUGAAGAAUAAAAACACAGUUUUAUUAUCAAAC
Messenger RNA from Cynoglossus semilaevis (tongue sole), 3967 nucleotides. RefSeq names its product synapse defective Rho GTPase homolog 1 (gene syde1). The transcript has 16 exons. NCBI's taxonomy places the organism in Eukaryota, Metazoa, Chordata, Actinopteri, Pleuronectiformes, Cynoglossidae. Bases 619 to 3165 code for a protein of 848 amino acids. Gene Ontology annotation, biological process: regulation of Ras protein signal transduction; signal transduction; cell migration. The record is from RefSeq and is a predicted model, not a curated record. Gene Ontology annotation, cellular component: synaptic membrane. Gene Ontology annotation, molecular function: GTPase activator activity.